Molecule: messenger RNA, 921 nt
Organism: Thamnophis elegans (Western terrestrial garter snake)
Lineage: Eukaryota; Metazoa; Chordata; Lepidosauria; Squamata; Natricidae
Product: probable G-protein coupled receptor 142
Exons: 1
Coding region: 1-921 (306 amino acids)
Biological process (GO): G protein-coupled receptor signaling pathway
Cellular component (GO): membrane
Molecular function (GO): G protein-coupled receptor activity
Source: RefSeq, a predicted model, not a curated record
AUGACAUUAGUGAUCUUCAGUCAAAAAAACUGUUUUAUUUCCACCUCCAGUCGCUACCUCCUCAUGGCUAUGUCAUUGGCUGACACAGUGGUCCUUAUUCUUGUGGUUGGCAUUGAGAUCAUUGUAGAAUGCUUUUGCACAAGUCCAUUCUGGUACAGAGAUCCUUGGUGCACGUUGCGGGAUGUGUUCAACUAUGGUGCAGUUAACACUUCUGUCUGGCUGAUGGUUUCUUUUACCAUUGAGCGUUUCAUUGCAAUCAACAAUAUCAAGCUCAGGAUGAAAAUCUCUUCUCCCAGAAAAACAGUUCAUGUUAUUGUUGUGAUUCAUGUUUGCUGUUAUACUGUGGCCAUCCCUCACUAUUGGUCUAACUAUUCAGAAAUGGAGAAUGGAACGGGACAUGUCAUCUGUAAAUAUAACCCUGAACUCCCCAGUGCAUAUGUGAAGGGACUUGUGUGGUUCCAGACUUCUGUGAUCUACAUUAUUCCUUACAUCAUUAUCUUCACCUUAAACAGCCUCAUUCUAAGGCAGAUAAUUCACAGUAACAAAGUACACAGUGUUACCUGGACAGUCUUGCACAGAAACCCACCUGCAACCCAUUUUCGUAUCUGGAAGAAAUCAAUCAUCCUUUUGGUUACAGUUUCAAUGACAUUUGCCUGUCUCUGCACCACCAGGUUUGUGACUCAAAUCAUCAUAAAAACCACCUACUAUAACAUAGAUAGGCAAGAUUAUUCAAAGACCAUUAAUAUUGUAACAGAUAUUGGUACCAUGCUAGAAAUGACUAACACUGCUAUCAAUAUGUAUCUGUACGCUUGUACCCAGUCUGUUUUCCGAAAAGAGCUUAUCCGAUAUUUGCAGAGUAUACUGUGUUACUGGCAAACAAAACGAAAGCAUCCAAUGAAUGUACUUUCAGUAAUGAGCUAG